AUGCGAGGAGGGAUUAUCUGCCCUGCUGGAAACCAAAAUCGCAGGGCAUUCACUCUAAGAAAUGGCAUAUACUACGCAGGGGGCAAUAAGUGUGGGAAACUUCUGGCAAGAGCGACCCGCACUCAGAGCCUCCACUCCCAUAUCCAGGGCAUCCGUACGUCCAUGAACAAGGUAGACAUUUCGCCUCCAGAUAUUGCUGCAUGCUUCCAGAGAUAUUAUAAGACACUCUACAAUCUAGACUUGCCCCAGCCCCGGGACGCGGUGGCGCGAGAAGAGCGGUUAGCGCUUAUUCGAGCCUUCCUUCACAAAUCACAAAUGCCUACUCUAGAGGAGCAAAUGGCCUCAGAUGGCCUCCCAGCACAAUACUACAAAACAUUCCGGGAGACCCUUAAUCCACAUUUCUUUUCUGCUUAUAAUGGUAUUGAUAACCGAACUGUCCUCCCACCCCCAACACUAGAAGCACACAUAACUGUCAUACCCAAGGAAGGGAAGGACCCGCAGCUCUGUUCCAGCUACAGGCCGAUAUCGCUGCUGAACGUGGACCUGAAGUUGUUCACCAGGAUCCUGUUGAAUGGCCUUCUCCCAUCCAUGCCUUCACUGAUAGACCUCCACCAGUGCUAUAGGAAAUAUGACAUCGGUAGGCAGAUCAGGUUUACUUCUCUACAUGCUAUUACCGGACUGGUAGUUAUUGGAUAUGGAAAAUCCUGGAGAGAGCAAAGAAGGUUCACACUGACCACACUGAGAAACUUUGGAAUGGGGAAGAAGUCUGUGGAGGAGAGAGUGGCAGAAGAAGCUCAGUGUCUAUGCACUGCAUUCAAAUCAUACAAGGGCCAUCCAUUUGACCCACAUUAUCUCAUUGACAAUGCAGUUAGCAAUAUGAUUUGUUCCAUAACGUUUGGAGAUCGAUUUGAAUACGAUGAUGCAAAAUUUCAAAAACUUCUACAUCUUCUGGAUGCAGCAUUACAGAAUGACUCUGGAUUUCUGGCCCAGGUUUUAAAUGAAGUUCCUUGGCUGCUGAAUAUUCCUUGGCUAGCUGACCAUGUUCUUCAGCCAGAUCGUGAAUCAAUGGCUUUCCUAAAGGAAAUUAUUUCAGAACACAAGAAAAGCUGGAAUCCCCAUUAUAUCCGUGAUUUUAUUGAUGCUUAUUUACUGGAGAUGGAAAAGGUCGAGAAAGGAGGAGAGAGUGAGUCCAGUUUUACUGAAAGAAAUCUCUUGUAUUCAACAUAUGAUUUAUUUACUGCCGGAACAGGGACUACAAGUACCACCUUGAGAUGGGCUCUAUUAUACAUGCUUCUGUACCCCGACAUCCAGGAGAAAAUCCAUGAAGAAAUUGAUGAAAUGAUUGGAAGAGAGAGAAAACCAGCAAUGGCAGAUAUCCUGGAAAUGCCAUAUACUAAUGCUGUGAUCCAUGAAAUACAGCGCUGCAGUGAUAUUGCUCCCUUAGCUUUACCUCACAUGACCUACAGAGACAUGGAGAUUCGUGGAUGUUUCAUACCAAAGGGAACUACAAUCUUCACCAACAUAUCCUCUGUGCUGAAAGAUGAGCAGGUUUGGGAGAAGCCUUAUCAGUUUUAUCCAAAGCAUUUCCUUGAUGAGAAUGGCAAGUUUGCAAAGCAAGAGGCCUUCAUUCCAUUUUCAGCAGGUCGACGGGCUUGUCUGGGAGAACAGCUAGCCAGAAUGGAACUUUUUCUAUUCUUCACAACUCUCCUACAGCAAUUUACUUUUGAGAUACCAAAUAAUCAGCCUCGCCCAAGAGAUGAUCCCACCUAUGCAUUUUUGCACUAUCCACACCCCUACAAGAUCUGUGCUGUAUCCAGAGUAUAAUAUACUGGGCUGUAAAAUGAGUCACAAUCA
Messenger RNA from Nanorana parkeri, 1854 nucleotides. Its product is annotated as cytochrome P450 2D17-like. Gene Ontology annotation, cellular component: cytoplasm; intracellular membrane-bounded organelle. The transcript is spliced from 9 exons. The record is from RefSeq and is a predicted model, not a curated record. NCBI's taxonomy places the organism in Eukaryota, Metazoa, Chordata, Amphibia, Anura, Dicroglossidae. The coding region runs from base 1 to 1824 and encodes 607 amino acids. Gene Ontology annotation, molecular function: heme binding; iron ion binding; oxidoreductase activity, acting on paired donors, with incorporation or reduction of molecular oxygen, reduced flavin or flavoprotein as one donor, and incorporation of one atom of oxygen. Gene Ontology annotation, biological process: arachidonate metabolic process; xenobiotic metabolic process.